This is a messenger RNA of Penicillium robsamsonii, 849 nucleotides long. Its product is annotated as RTA1 domain-containing protein. The transcript is spliced from 3 exons. The record is from RefSeq and is a predicted model, not a curated record. Lineage: Eukaryota; Fungi; Ascomycota; Eurotiomycetes; Eurotiales; Aspergillaceae. The coding region runs from base 1 to 849 and encodes 282 amino acids. Gene Ontology annotation, cellular component: membrane.
AUGGCUGAAGGGCACAAUAUCUACGGGUACAACCCCUCUCUUCCUGCCGCUAUCAUCUUUAUCAUUCUCUUUGGCAUCACGACCGCUUACCAUGGCUAUCAACUCACAAAGUCACGAUGCUGGUACUUCAUUCCCUUCGUGAUUGGCGGAAUCUUCCAGGUGAUCGGAUACAUCUGUCGAGCUGCAUCGCAUGAUAACUUCUAUGGAAUCCCUCUAUAUGCGAUGCAGUCUCUGUUUAUCCUGCUCGCACCACCGCUGUACGCGGCAUCGGUCUACAUGAUCCUUGGGCGAACAAUGACCUAUCUCCACGCCGAGCACCUGAGCCUGGUGCCAGUCAAAUGGAUGACAAAGAUCUUUGUGGGGGGAGAUGUGUUCUCCUUUCUCUUACAGUGCUCUGGUGGUGGCCUCAUGGCUACAGCAGGUUCCAUGCGUGAAACCGGUUCGAACAUCACAAUUGGCGGUCUAGUCAUCCAGCUUCUCUUCUUCGGCUUCUUUGUGGUUGUCACAACGGUCUUCCACUUCCGCAUCUCGCGUCAGCCAACCUCCAAAUCGCAGUCAGAUCGUGACCAAUCCCGCAGUGACGGCUUCAAACAGCGCAAUUGGUUUACCAUCCUGAUCGCGCUGUACAUUGUCAGCUUUUUGAUUCUGGUCCGGUCUGUGUUCCGAUUGGUUGAAUACAAAGAGGGUUACGAUGGGUACACCAUGACGCAUGAGGUUUUCAUGUACAUCUUCGACGGCCUCCUGAUGUUUAUCGCCAUGGCUGUGAUGAAUUUGUACCACCCCGCUGAGAUCAUUGGGGAUGGAAAAGUUGGGAGUCAGGAAUAUUCGGGUGGAAUGCAACUUGAAUAG